CUUCCUUGGCUAAAACAGUAUCGUGUGUGAUAUAUAAACAUUAAACAUGUGAUGGUUUUGUCAGUUGUCGAGCUUUGCUGUUUUAGUGUCCGCCGUCCGGUACUCACUACUCAGUAGACAGUAAGCAAUAAGCACUAAGCAUUAUUUGUGAUUUUGUUGUUGUUGUCUGACCGUGCAAACUGCUGAAUAUUGUUACCACUCACCGGUCGUGAGCCCGGUCAGUAAUAAUAAAUCGGAUUGACGGUGUGCAUCAUUAUUGAGUAAUAACUUUCACACAUAACAGUUUUUUUUUUUUUUUAUUAUUCAAUUGUUUCUCAUUGACUGUGCACCUGGAAAACGUACAUAGGUUAGGUGUACAUACGUUGUAGAAGACUCGGUACCGACUUUGCUGUGGAGUUGUUGUGAUAACUGUUGGGCAUUGGCGAUAUUGUACUGUUCUUGUUGAAGUCGGAUGUGAAGAACAAGCAGAAUACACCAUGACGAGUUUUACUGAAGCAGGUCUGAACAAACGACUGAAAGAACUGAACUCAUCCCAGCAGAGUAUACAGACUCUGUCCCUUUGGUUGAUUCACCAUCGGAAGUAUGCUCAUACUGUUGUCAAGAUUUGGUCUAAAGAAAUAUUGGCGGGUUCAGAAUCCAAACAAUUGACAUUAAUGUACUUGGCUAAUGAUGUUAUUCAGAAUAGCAAAAAAAAGGGUCCUGAAUAUGGACUAGAGUUUGGCAAAGAAUUAGCCAAAGCAUUCAACCAAAUAUCUUUAAACAACUGUUCUUCCAAGACCAGACAGAGUUUGACACGAUUGUUGAAUAUAUGGGAAGAAAGAGGUGUUUACAGUAAAAUCCAAAUAGACGAAUUCAAGGAUGCUUUUGUUAAAGAAACAGAGGAAAAGCCUAAAGAUGAACCACCAAAUAAAAAAGUAAAACAUUCACAUAAUCACAAACUAAAGAAGACAAAGUCUCAAAACAACGGCAUAAAGAAAGAUAAAGAAAUUAUUAUUGAAGUGGAUGGUACCAAAGAAUUGCAUGUGACUUUAUCUCCUAAAACUCCUGUCAAUGAUCCUCCUGAACCAGAAGAAUUAAUUAAAGCUCUAAAUGAUUUAGAAAACGCACCUUCAUGUGAUGCAGUUGUACGAGAACGAAUUUCUAAGCUCCCUCCAGAAAUUGCUGAUGUCAGUUUACUCUCUCAGUUAAAAGGUAAAGACGAAGGUGAAGAACUUUUGCGUAAAGUUAAUGAUGCUGUUGCAUUGUUGACCGAUUAUAAUACUAGACUGGUGUGUGAAAUGGAAGACCGCAAAAAAGUCUCUUCUAUGUUGCACGAUUUCAUUCAAUCUCAAAGAGACCUUAUUGAUCAAGCAGAACAAAGAUUACAGGAAUAUCAAGGUAAACUUCAAAAAGUUUGCCAAGUGCGACAAGAGGUUAACACUCACUUACAAAAUCUACCGGAUUUAGCACAAUUGCCCAGCGUUAAAGGCGGUCUUGCGCCUCUCCCAUCAGCGGGCGAUUUGUUCACAGUGGGUUGAUGACUAUUUUGGUUGUAGCUUGAUCGAUUAUGCCGAUCAAACGAUUACACACGCUCGUCCUAUAAGUGUGUUUGAGUAACAAUAAAACGUGUUUGAAUUUAAAAAUAUAACUUCCAGGUUAUAAUGUGUAUUAGUUAAAUUAAUUUAUGUAAAAUAAUAUGGCA
This is a messenger RNA of Melanaphis sacchari, 1681 nucleotides long. RefSeq names its product regulation of nuclear pre-mRNA domain-containing protein 1B. NCBI's taxonomy places the organism in Eukaryota, Metazoa, Arthropoda, Insecta, Hemiptera, Aphididae. Gene Ontology annotation, cellular component: RNA polymerase II, holoenzyme. Gene Ontology annotation, biological process: mRNA 3'-end processing. Gene Ontology annotation, molecular function: RNA polymerase II complex binding. The record is from RefSeq and is a predicted model, not a curated record. The transcript has 7 exons. The coding region runs from base 477 to 1517 and encodes 346 amino acids.